Messenger RNA from Engraulis encrasicolus (European anchovy), 1923 nucleotides. RefSeq lists its product as uncharacterized. The record is from RefSeq and is a predicted model, not a curated record. The coding region runs from base 135 to 1817 and encodes 560 amino acids. The transcript is spliced from 17 exons. NCBI's taxonomy places the organism in Eukaryota, Metazoa, Chordata, Actinopteri, Clupeiformes, Engraulidae.
GGUCUGAGAAAUGUAAUUUUCCUCCCAAGGAAACUCUAUUGAGCGUUUUUCCACAAUAUAUUUGAGGAGAUGUAAGGGAAAGAUCCAAUAAAAAAACAGCAUACGUCCAGUGAAGUGAACUCAGGUGAGGCACAAUGGCGGCGGACGAUAUGCGCAGGAUAGCAGCGCUGAUGGAGCAGUCACUGAGCGAAAGGGACCAAGACCUCAUGACUUUCCUCAAGCAGAGGUUUGCCAACGAGCUGAAAGCAGAGACCACCUAUGAGCCAGAGAAGGUGAUCACCCGUAGCGACAAGAAGCGCGUCUCCGUUGCGAAGAUAGAUGACCAGGGAAAGAGCAAAUGUGACCGGAGACGGUGCCUGCACAUCACUGGGUUCUUCAGCCCAAUUAACAAGCCAUACAGAAGUGUGGGGUUACUUCACACCGACAAUGUGGACCUAUUCUCCUCCUGGCUCACCCCUGAGGAAUUGAGUGGUCUGAAGGCUCAAUGGGAUAAGAAGUUUGGCGGCAAAAAGGCAGGAAACACAAUCACCUCCAGCAAGUUCAACCAAGAGAAGGCCAAAAAGGAUGAGAGUGUGGCGCAGGGUCCAGUUGAGGACAUGAGGGUGGGAAAUGGUGUGGUGCAGCUGAGGCAGUAUCUGAGGGAGAUGGGCGCCAUCCAGAACACCCUCAGAAGUGGACACCCACUCGUGCUCUGCCUAUGGGAACAGGAUGGAACACUGCAGGCCAAGUCCUCUAGCCAUAGGGUCCCUUCUGCUGAUGCUGAGGCCUUGAAGCCGGUGUCACUGUGUCUGAACGAACAGAUGGACCCCGAGGAUCAGGCUAGACAACAGAGGGCGAACGUCAGGAAUCAGCAGAAUCUUUUAGAGAAGCUGGAGUGGAUCCAUAAGAUACUCUGUGGCAUAACCCACAUGCGCAGCAGGGACCUGAAGACAGUGGUGCCCCUGAACUGUGCCUAUGUCAACAUCAUCAUGAAGGAUACUGAGACAACCAACAUCCUCCUUAGACAGUCAAAUAGCUCCAACAACUCAACAGGGGGAGUUGGGAGUCGGCGCCUGGUAACCAUUGUGCCGGAAGAAAGCCAUAACCUCACAGAAGUGUGGGAGCAGUUUAUUCAGGACACACCUGAGAACAAGAACAGCACUGCACGCUCCACAGGGGGGAAGUCCCAGUAUGCCAGGAAGAAGAUGGGGCUGGACUCAGACACGACUGAUCAGCCUCCCUGGCUCUGUAUACAGCUGGAGGAGAACAGCACCUCCAAGGAGAAGAACAAGCCCCAGAGCAGGCCAAAGGACCAGGGCAGCAUGCUGGAGAAGGCCAAGACCGAGUUCCUGGGCAUCAGGAAAUCACUCGACUACCAGAUCGAGACAGACGUUUUUGAGAAGAAGAAAAACCGUGAGGAGAGGAUGAAGACGCUCCUGAAUGCGUUCAUGGCGUCUAAAACAGGCCCCAUCCUCUCCACGGUCCUCGUCUCUCUCAAGAGCGAGUUCAAGGAGCCCAAAACUACUGGCAGCUUCUGGUUCGACAAGCUGAGGAAUGACGCUGCGAAAUUGGGGGAAGAUAAACAGCUCAUGUUCAAUGACAUCCUGGAGAAAAUCUCACAGUUCCAGAAAUUUAACGUCAAGAAAGUUGCAUACGCCAAGGAAAAGUUCUGCCUGCUCGUCAUCUCCAUCCCGGCCAAUCAGCUUCUCCGCCCCGCCCUCCAGGAGGCCCUCCUCUUCCUGGCCAAUCACGUGCUCCAGGUGCUGCCGCGACAGGUCAGGCAGUGGUAUCAGUACCUCAAGCUGCCCUUCUCUGCCUCCAUGGACAGCUUGAAGUGAAGUGAUGUCUGGGACUGCACUAACACCUGUCUCUCAGACACCUGACGAAGACCAGACAGGUCGAAACGUUGUGCCAAAUUUUCAUUUAUUAAAUCACAACAAGGGA